Molecule: messenger RNA, 669 nt
Organism: Cylindrotheca closterium
Lineage: Eukaryota; Bacillariophyta; Bacillariophyceae; Bacillariales; Bacillariaceae
Source: the annotation of a GenBank genome assembly
AUGGGGGUUUCCACAGCCAAUUCCUCGAAGUAUACACCAAAAGCAUCAGCGGACGAUGAAUCACUGGAUAGCGCAACUACGAGUGCUGGUAAGACUGAAAAACUUGGCUUGCAAACAUCACAGAAUCAUUCGCAUUCAGGAGCGAAACAAACUUUCAGACGACCAGCUUCUCCAGCCUUGCGAAAGCCAGCCCUUGUUAGCUCGUCUCCUUCAGCCUCUUGUCACAUCAGGCAUCGCUAUCUUUCCAAGCUAGGGUUAGCCGGUAGUUCUUCUUCUCCGACUAAAGCUCAAAUAAACACAAGUAACAAGAUUCAGGAGAAGGUGAUUGGGAUUCUGAAAACUAAAAAUUCGAAACCUAAAGCAGCGCCGUUGACCGCACCAAGCGUAUCCUUCAAGACACUGGUGUCGAUUCGUUGCAUUCCUGAUCGAAAUCAAUAUGACAAUCGACAAGAUCUUUGGAUUCAAAAAGAAGAAUUUGAAGAGCUGUUCCACCGAAACUGCAUGGAAUACGCAGCCGAUGGAUGGAACUGGGAAAAUGCCACGGAAGAAUCUGAGUUUCUUCUUUACGAGAAUGAACUCGUUCAUCCUGUACACUUUCAGGGACAGACUUGCAAUAUGCAACGUCAAUUUUUGAUGACCAUGUACGCUCAACGGGAAUCCGAUGUCUAA